CGCCGUGACUUCCGUGUUGUGAACAAGGGUUAGCCAGUCGAUAACAACAAGGCCCAGUGUGAUAGCAGUGUAGUUUUGAAAGCUGUGAGAAAACGAGAGGAUUUUCGCUAAUGCGGCACCUUGAAAUCUCUGUAGUCCAGUCGUCAGAAUUUGAGACCACACGCAGGUCACACUGGAUGGGCUGGCUGGUAACAUUUGGGGCCAGCUGUUAACAUCCUUUGGGCCUGUACGUGUAACCUCAGUCCGCAAUGGCCAGUCACUUCCGUAGCUACAUUUGGGACCCGGUCCUCAUUAUUUCUCAGAUUGUGUUGAUGCAGUGCAUCUACUACAGCUUCUUGGGCCUGUGGUUGGCUGGAGUGGACAGUCUGGUGCAAACUAGUCGGUCACUGGACCAGAUCUUCAGCUAUGAAGCACUUGGCUUUGCAACAAUGCAAGGAAGGCUCUCAAUGAUGGCAUUCAUCUUGAACUCUCUCACCUGCGCCCUUGGUCUGUGGUUCUUCAUCCGUCGAGGGAAACAGUGUCUAGACUUCACAGUCACUGUGCACUUCUUCCACAUGAUCGGCUGCUGGAUCUAUAACGCUCAUCUCCCAGCUGCCCUGUCCUGGUGGCUCGUCAAUGUAGCAUGCAUGGCCUUGAUGGCUGUUAUUGGAGAGUACUUGUGCAUGCGGACUGAGCUCAGGGCCAUUCCAGUCAAUAGUGGACCUAAAUCUAAUCUGUGAAUUUUUGUCGACACCACACUGAGAGUCUAUGGACGGUUAAUCCUCGAGGAACUCGCUCAGGGGAGGUUUUUCCACUGUUGGUAAAAGAAAUGGAACAUGAACCUCCAUCGGCAUAGAUGUCGAAUUGUCAUGCAUCUCCUCUGAAAGUGAUACAUCAAAUGAACUGAUUUAUUUAUUCAUAGCUGUCCUUUAAAUGUUGGACAGUGUUAGCAUAUUAAGAUACAUAUUGUAAUGCUCAUGAAAAGCUGAUGUCAGUUUACACCUUUCUCUGAAACUAAUGACUAUAGAUACAAUUUUUUUUCUUAGUAAUUAAUUUCUUCCUGUUGAAAUUCAGCAUAUUAACAUGAGCAUCUCAUUCCCUCAUUUUAAAGUAUUUUAAGAUUUACAGUAUUUUUUUCUUUUUUACACCCAUAGAAAGUGACAAGUUGAAACUUAAGAUGCAGCAAAUAUGAAAGCGAGACAUUUUUUCUCUGUCCGUGCAUUGUGUUGAGUUGCUGGGUUGGCAAACAAACAUCAUGACCAUCGUGUUACAGGAUAUUUUGGUUUAACAAUUUAAAAUGUUCCAGUUACAGCUGUUGGAUAACAGGUUCAGUGUUCAAAAAGGCUUCCUGUAGUUUUCUGAUAUACACUAGCCAGUCGUCGUGUAAACUCAAAUGUAGAAGGGAGUUUUCUGCUUUAUAAUCUCAACACAGAAUCUGUCAGAGGUUUGAAAUCAGGCUUAUUUUUUACCUCUCGGGAUUAAGUUUGUACAUUUAACCUCAUACUGCUCAUUCUAGGCCUUCCUUGUCAAGCUUGUACAGCAGUUUGCACAGCUAGUGUUGUUUGUUUCCCUCUCUUUAUGCCAUGAUGUACUAUGCAGACAAGGUGGCCACUUUGGGGACAGUCUGUCAGCCACCAGCUGUGUUCUGACAGCAGGCUGUGUCUUUGUUUCUAAAAGGACUGUCACUGUUUGUGGGGACGUUACAUGAAAAGUCCUCAAAAUGUGCAGAACUGAAGGUUUCUGGAACAAUGUCAGCUCUAUCAUUUAGCGACGGCUUUUGAAACACUGUCUAAAUUAACUGCUUAUUAUUACAGCAACUGUAACACAUGCUCAUAUCCUUACAUUCUGUGUGGUGAUAGUGUGGAAUAUAAAGUGUCUUGUUUUGAAAUCAGGUUUCUAAAGUGUAGUUUAAGUCCAUUAUUAUGGUGCACGGGCUGAUAUUUAAAGGACUAGUUGACAUUUUGGGAAAUGCGCUUUGGUGCAGAGAGUUAGAUGAGAGGAUUGAUACCACGCUCAUGUCUGUACAGUAAAUGUGAAGCUGGUUAGCUUAGUUUUCCAAACACUGGAAACAGGGGAAAUGGCUUGCCUGGCUCUGCUUAAAGGUAAACACAAUCCCUCUACCAGCAUCUCUGAAUCUCACUGUGUAACAGUAUUUCUCAUUGGUUUAAAGGAGCUAUUUUUAAGUUUUGCUAUUGCUAUGUAGCCAACGUUAGCAUUAACAGCUGCUUACUUACCAGUCUUGCCAAGACCUUCAGCCAUUGUUGUGUUGCUAAUAGAAGAGCCCUAUUUCUUCAGGUCGGACUGGAUGAUACAGUGACUCGGUAUCGAAAAGUGAGCAUGUUUUUUCUAGACUUGUAAGUAAACAGCUGUUAAUGCCAAUGUUGGCUAUCUAGCAAUAGCAAAAACGACAAAUAUCCUUGAAUCUGUGCAAAAACUGUCAUGGUGAUGACACACCUUAUUUAUAUGACGCCUUGAUUUUUGUGUGACUUAAACAGACAAGAUAUACUAAGUAAUAAUUCAGGAGCUAUAGAGGUGCUGAUAGGUGGAUUUCAUUACCUUUGUACCGAACCAGACAGGCCCUCCCCCCUGUUUUCAGUUGUUGUACCAAGCCAAACUAAUCUUCUGCUGGGUUUAUCUUCGUAUUUCCCAUACAGACAUGAGCGGUAUCAAUCUUUGUUUCUAACAUUAAGCAAGAAAGCAAUAGGCGCAAAUCCCAAAAUGUCAAACUAUUCCUUUAAGUUGUGUUCAAACUCAACUCAAACUCAACUCAACAAUGGCUGCACUGGACGUUUUCACAUGCAAUGCCACCUUUUGAGUCUUAAACAUAACUUUUGUUUUUAUAAUGUAUUUAAAUACUGUACAAAAAACACGAGAGAUGGACCUAUUCCCCUUCAUGUAAUUAUAUUCUCUGACUUGUUUCUAGUGUGGAAACAUCAGUUAAAGUGUACUUUUUUUUUUUUCUCUGAAGAUUUAAAUAUAGGGUGUUUACACCAGCAUUGAGAACUUUUGGCACAAUGCAAGUACUUCUCUAGAUAUGCUGUUUAAUAAAACUCUACCAGUUUGGAUUGAUUGAAAAAACGAUCUCAGUCAUGAAAGUGUAGGUGAAAAAAAAAAAAGGCCAUUAUGCUUUAUACGUCAAAGAUGGAUCCUCUAAUGAGGGGCACACCCCUGAUCGUGUCUGUAGUUCUCCUAAGGUUUUCCACCCUGGGCCCUGAUCUCUCAUUUUCUCCCUCCAUUUCCUGUGCUGGAAGUGUCCAGGUGGAAAGAAGCAGAUGGGAGAGCACUAACGAGCUGAAAAAUGCUGGUUGCGAUCCUCAUUACCAACACUUUGCUUCAGGGAGGACUAAAAACAGAAAGUCAGUAGUAGAUGAAUUGUACAGCAGAGGGCUUACUGCAUCAAUUAAACGCUCCACUGUUUUACCA
Molecule: messenger RNA, 3402 nt
Organism: Seriola aureovittata
Lineage: Eukaryota; Metazoa; Chordata; Actinopteri; Carangiformes; Carangidae
Gene: sys1
Product: SYS1 golgi trafficking protein
Exons: 4
Coding region: 249-719 (156 amino acids)
Biological process (GO): Golgi to endosome transport; Golgi to plasma membrane protein transport; protein localization to Golgi apparatus
Cellular component (GO): trans-Golgi network; Golgi membrane
Source: RefSeq, a predicted model, not a curated record